This is a messenger RNA of Corythoichthys intestinalis (scribbled pipefish), 5233 nucleotides long. It is a transcript of the gene slc4a5a, whose product is annotated as solute carrier family 4 member 5a. Gene Ontology annotation, biological process: monoatomic anion transport; regulation of intracellular pH; transmembrane transport. The coding region runs from base 310 to 3699 and encodes 1129 amino acids. The record is from RefSeq and is a predicted model, not a curated record. NCBI's taxonomy places the organism in Eukaryota, Metazoa, Chordata, Actinopteri, Syngnathiformes, Syngnathidae. Gene Ontology annotation, molecular function: sodium:bicarbonate symporter activity; monoatomic anion transmembrane transporter activity; solute:inorganic anion antiporter activity. The transcript is spliced from 26 exons. Gene Ontology annotation, cellular component: plasma membrane.
UAGAGUACACCGAGAUAUUUCCUAUGAUGAGCUGAUGUCAAGUAUAUUUUGACAUAACUUCCUGCCUGGAGGUCUUUGCCAGUCCUACUUUACCCGUUAUUGAACCAGCAUGAGACAGAUAGACAGAGAGAGGAAAGGAGAGACAGUUUGACAAUCAGACAGAAUGGAGCUCGUUCCUGUUUGCUUUGUUGAUGUUUUUCACAAGUUCGCUGGUGCUCCACCAGCAUGUUUUUACUGAUGUGACCAAACAAGCUACAAGGGUCAUUUCCUCUUCACUUUUGCCUCAUCUGUCUUGGCAACCGAAUCAGGAUGGAGCAUGGAGACAGAGGGGUGGGUGUCUCGCACCUACGCUAUGAUGAACAGGAAGAUCAUCAGUCCAUCUACAUUGGCGUACCAGUUCCUCGGGGAUAUCGGCGUAAGCGCAGGCGAAGGCGUUCUAGUCACGACAGCAACACGGACAGAGAAAGACGCUACAGCCGCCACAGACAUCACGAACAUGACCAGUAUAACCAGUAUAGGGACAUAGACAUGGAGGAAGGACUCAUGGAUUCGCGUGAACAGAGUCUCCAAGAUAUUAACCGCACAAUGUCCCCAGCAGCUGAGAGGCUACGCUACAUCCUGAGUGAGGAUGAUGACAUGCCUACGCCUACACUCUUCACCGAAAUGGACACUUUACAGCGUGAAGGUGACGAACUGGAGUGGAAGGAGUCUGCAAGGUGGGUGAAGUUUGAGGAGAAAGUAGAGGAAGGAGGCGAGAGAUGGAGCAAACCACACGUGUCCACGCUGUCCUUGCACAGUCUGUUUGAGCUUAGGACUUGUCUUCAAACAGGAACCAUUCUUUUGGACCUGGACGGCUAUUCUUUGCCUCAAAUAGUUGAUGACAUCAUUGAGAGACAGAUAGAAGAAGGCAUGAUUUCGCCUGACCUGAGGGACAAGAUCAGUUUUGUUCUGCUAAGGAAACAUCGACAUCAGACCAAGAAGCCAAUCCAUCGCUCUAUAGCUGACAUGGGAAAGUCUAGUUCAUCCACCUCUCGCCCACCCGGGCCCAGAGGUGCACCUGGCCCAGUGCCGGUAGCCAACUAUAAUCGAUCAACAGAGGACCUCCGAAUUAAGCAGCAGGCUGGCAGCUAUGGCCGUCUGCGUCAUGCUCAAAGUCGGAGUAUGAAUGACAUUGCAGAUACUCCCAGCACAGACCAGUUGAAGAACAAAUUCAUGAAGAAGAUCCCAAGAGAUGCUGAGGCCUCUAACGUGUUGGUGGGAGAAGUGGAUUUCCUCAAUAAACCCUUUGUUGCCUUUGUUCGCCUGUCUCAAGCCACAACACUAGGCGGUCUGACAGAGGUGCCUGUGCCCACCAGAUUCCUGUUCAUUCUCUUGGGACCACAGGGAAAGGCCAAGUCAUAUAACGAGAUAGGCCGAGCCAUAGCAACGUUGAUGGUCGAUGAUCUCUUUAGUGAUGUAGCCUACAAAGCCAGAGACCGAGAGGACCUAAUUGCAGGCAUAGAUGAGUUUUUAGAUGAGGUGAUUGUGCUUCCACCCGGGGAAUGGGAUCCCAAAAUCCGGAUUGAGCCUCCCAAGAAAACUCCAUCAGCUGACAAAAGGAAGUCGGUGUUCUCCUUGAAUGAAUUGGGACAGAUGAAUGGGACAGCAGGUGGAGGCGGAGGACUAGCUGAGGAUGAGGAAAUGCCAGCACAACAUGAACUUGGAGAGGAACUGGCAUUUACUGGGCGCUUCUGUGGUGGAUUGUACUUGGACAUCAAGCGUAAAUUGCCAUGGCUGCCCAGUGAUUUCUACGAAGGUUUUCACAUUCAAUCCAUCUCUGCUGUGCUCUUCAUCUACUUGGGCUGCAUCACGAAUGCCAUCACCUUUGGUGGCCUGCUAGGAGAUGCCACCGAGAACUAUCAGGGUGUAAUGGAAAGUUUCCUCGGUACAGCUCUGGCUGGCACUGUGUUUUGUCUGCUCGGGGGUCAGCCCCUCAUCAUUCUAAGCUCAACUGGACCCAUCCUCAUCUUUGAAAAGCUCCUAUUUGAAUUCAGCAAGAAUAACAACAUCGAUUACAUGGAGCUGCGCUUGUGGAUAGGCAUCCACUCAUGCUUGCAGUGUUUCAUCCUGGUGGCAACUGACGCCAGUUACAUUAUCAAGUACAUGACACGUUUCACUGAAGAGGGCUUCUCCAGUCUCAUUUCAUUCAUCUUCAUCUCUGAUGCUAUCAAGAAGAUGGUGGGCUCCUUCAAAUAUUACCCCAUCAACACCAACUUCAAACCAGACUACGUCACCGCUUACAAGUGCGAGUGCUUGGCGCCGGACCCGAUUCCAAUGCCAGAUAACAGCUCUAGUGUCCCUGGGUUGAAUGUGACAGCACUGGACUGGAGCCAGCUGAGUAAGAAGGAGUGUUUGAAGUACGGGGGCUCUUUAGUGGGCAAUUCCUGCAAGUAUGUCCCAGAUCUGGCUCUCAUGUCCUUCAUCCUCUUCUUUGGAACGUACUCCAUGACUGUCACCCUCAAGAAGUUCAAGUUCAGCCGCUACUUUCCCACCAAGUUGAGGAAGCUUAUCAGUGACUUUUCUAUAUUCAUGUCAAUCAUGACGUUUGUGGGCCUUGACAUGCUGAUGGGUCUUAAAACGCCCAAGUUAAUUGUGCCAACAGAAUUCAAGCCUACUCGUCCGGAUCGUGGCUGGAUUGUGUUGCCCUUUGGGAAGAACCCAUGGUGGGUUUACUUGGGCAGUUUUGUCCCAGCCCUCCUUGUCACCAUCCUCAUCUUCAUGGACCAGCAAAUCAGUGCUGUCAUUGUCAACCGCAAGGAGAACAAACUGAAGAAAGGUUGCGGCUACCAUUUGGAUCUAUUCUGGGUGGGUGUCCUGAUGGCCACAUGCUCUUUCUUGGGUCUGCCCUGGUACGUAGCUGCCACAGUCAUCUCCAUCGCCCACAUCGACUCUCUGAAGAUGGAAAGCGAAUCCAGUGCUCCCGGAGAGCAGCCACAAUUCCUCGGAGUCAGAGAACAACGAGUGACGGGAAUUCUAGUCUUUGUUCUGACUGGUGUCUCCAUCUUCCUUGCUCCAAUACUAAAGUUUAUCCCCAUGCCUGUGUUGUAUGGCGUCUUCCUCUACAUGGGAGUAGCUUCCCUCAGCGGAAUUCAGUUCUGGGACCGGAUCAAAUUAUACAUGAUGCCAUCCAAGCAUCAACCAGACCUGUCCUAUCUGCGCCAUGUUCCUCUGAGAAGAGUCCACCUGUUCACCUUGGUUCAGAUUGUAUGCCUGGCUGUACUCUGGAUACUCAAAUCUACGUUUUUAGCCAUCAUCUUUCCAGUUAUGAUCCUGGGUCUGAUGGUGGUCCGCAAAAUGCUCGACAUGGUCUUCUCCCAGCAUGACCUGGCAUGGCUGGAUGACCUUCUGCCUGAGAAAGAGAAGAAGAAGAAAGAUGACGAUAAGAAGGGAGGAAAAGACAAGAAAAGGUCCAAAUUAGAAGCAAGUGAAGAGGAGGAUAAGUACAGCCCUUACUCCAACCAUUCACCAAGUUCCGAUUCAGACUUGGAUCGCAGCAUUACCCUCCACCUGAAGAUCUCCUGUCCGUCGUCUCCAGCCAUGCCAACUGGGCGAGGAAUGACCUGCCCCGUCCCACAGGUCAAGAUAGAGAUGGAGUCCGAUGAUGACUCGGAUACGGACCACCACCGGCUGCGAGACAUGAGCAGCGAGACGACGUUAUGAAAUUAGGAAGAGGAUUCUUGACGUUUCAUGAGAAACCAGCUUGGCCUCAAACUGAAGGAGGUGGCCUAGACACCUUCAGAAACUUUCGAGCCAGUGGAUUUCUGACAAAUGUAUUGAACUUGUACUAACAUAUUGUCAAAUAUAAUCUUCGAUGUGUUGUAUUUCUUCUCAUGAUAUAAAAUGUUCUGUUAUUGCAGUGUUAUGACAGGCCGACUUGCCCCUCACAAGUGCAGAGAUGUAUGUGAUAUACAGUAUUUGCAUAAUAUUGUAAAGUUACUCAUGCAUUUUCAAUAGUUUUACUGUAUUGUAUGUUGUAUUAUCGUUGGGUUUCAAAAGCUGUUAUCCCUCAAAACCAGCCCUCUUUUGACCUUGCUCUCCAAAUCCCAUCAGUGGAAUUUAUUCACAUUGGGGCAUUUACCUGGAACAAAAAGAAACAACCAAAUGUCUUGAUGUUGUUAUGGUUUUAUUAAGCAAAAUGUACAGUUCAGGUGCUCAGUUUCACUUGUACGGUUUGAGAAAUUAACAUGUUCAUGAAUACACCCUUUUGGCAAAUUUGUCAAAAUGCCCGCCUGUUGCUGUACUUAAUAUGCUAUUAUUAAAAUACUGUAUUAUAAAACAUGCUGUUUGUUGUAUCUUAAUACAUCAUGAAUGAAAUUAUUGGCAUCUCUGGAAUUUUUCCAGAAAAUACAGCAUUUCUCACAGAAACAUAGGCGGAGUUUGACUUUUGGGCCAGGGGGAGCACAACAUGUUGAUGACCCCAAAACACAGUGUCAGCAAUAAAAUUAACUUACAAGAAUAUUUAUAAUAAUACGUUGAAAAUGAGUGUUUUUCGUUUCCCAUCAUUCUUGAAUGGAAUUCUAAAUUAGGCUUCUUAGGAUAGCUACACUUUUCUCCAAGAUCGUCAUCCAUUGAAUAUGGUACGCCAGCCGGUGUUGAGCCAAUGUAGUUACCCCAGUCAAAAAUUGUAUCCCCUGGGCGAAGCCAUAGGGAGGUAGAUUUGUGUCUUCAUUAUUCGGUUAAAAAAAAAAAAAAAAAUGUGUUUGAAUGCAAAAAUACAUUUGAAACUCCCCCCCCAAAAAAGCAUUUGAAAGCUAUUUUUCUUUGAAUUUUUUUCUCUCUUUUUUUGAUUGAAGCAACUUUUUGAUUGAAGUAAUGUUGUUUUGCGUUUGGACAUUUUUGUCUUUAUUUUUCAAUCAAAAAAUAAGUUGCUUCAAACAAAAUAUAUUUUCGAACAAAAAAUCACUUCCAUCAAAAAAUAGAAAAAUUUCAAUCAUAGAAAAAAAGUUUUUGAAUGCGAAAAAAUAUUUGGGACUCAAAUAUUUGCAUUUGAACACUUAAUUUUUAAUUUUAAAAGUUUUCUUUGAUAUUAGCAAUCCUUUUUGUGUUUGGGCCAUAUUAUGAGUAGGACAUUUGUGUCUAAAUCAUUCAAUCCCCCAAAAAGUUGCUUCAAUAAAAAAAAUAAAUAAAAGAAUCCUUUGAAAAAUAAAAUUGCCCUCCCCCAAUUUUUUUUAAUAAUAUGCAAAGCAAAUGACCA